This is a messenger RNA of Juglans microcarpa x Juglans regia, 3940 nucleotides long. Its product is annotated as protein argonaute PNH1-like. The transcript is spliced from 25 exons. Gene Ontology annotation, cellular component: cytoplasm. Gene Ontology annotation, biological process: regulatory ncRNA-mediated post-transcriptional gene silencing. The record is from RefSeq and is a predicted model, not a curated record. Gene Ontology annotation, molecular function: protein binding; RNA binding. Lineage: Eukaryota; Viridiplantae; Streptophyta; Magnoliopsida; Fagales; Juglandaceae. The coding region runs from base 938 to 3760 and encodes 940 amino acids.
GGGUGAAGUUCAAACUUGAUAAGAUGAUCUUGUUAAAAUCACAGCCGUCAACAAAUUGCCAUUUACUCUGUAUUGAGUCUCGGAGGAAGUGCCCGCCUCCACCCACCUGGUUUUUAAAGAGCUAGUAGACAUCCAAACUCCAGCUCAGGCUUUACACAUUAUCUCUCCUUCUCUCUUGCCGGAAUGAACUCCUCUUCUGAACCACACGACUUCCCGGCCACAUUUUUUCCAAGAACCUGACACAAACCUUCUUUCGCCACUCAAUUAUAUAUACAACUAGUUCUUUAUGUAUAUAUAUUGACAGAUCUUCCUCCAAGAAAGAGAGAGAGAGGAAAAAAAACCUGGUCGCCCUGAAAGCUUCGCUGAGAACGACAGAGACUACAGCAUCACGGCCAUCCAUCACAGGCUCACAGCUGCUCUCCCUCCCUCUCUCUCUUUCUCUCUCUCUGACUUCGCACCAAGGAUUUCCAAGCCCAUUCUUUUGAGAUACUUUGCUCUCGAAAUAAUCUCAUGCAUCAGAUGAAGUACUAGUUUCCAGAGUCGGAAGUCGGUGAGGCGGAGUUCCAGUCUCUUGGAGGCAGAUAGGGACAUUAAAAUUGCAAUAAGAUGGCGUAAAGCAAAAGCUUGUUGCAGCCGUUACAAAGCUUCUUGUCUUUCAUGCUCGUGCAUUUUCUUUGCCUUUUCUUUUUAUAACAACCCCAAAGGCUCCUAGUUCCUCAAUGAAAAGGGAAAUUGGUUACGCCUUAACUCUUGGAGUUUUCAUUUUGUCAAAUCCCUUCACUUUUUGGUGUAGCCCCCCUCCCCCCCUUUUCUCUCCCUUUUUUCUCCCGCGGAAAAUAUAGUGCUGCAGCCUGCAAGUGCUUUAAGAAUCCGGCUUCCUUGAUCAUUUUAGUACACGUUGUUCAUUGAAGGUUCUCUUUGUCGAAAGGAGUGGUCCAUGCAAAUGAAAGACCCUCUGGAGAACACUGUGAUAUCGGAGAACACUCUGAUAUUCAGGAAACCACUACAGAACUCUAUGAAUCAGAAGACAUCAACCCAGAUGGUGCACAAAAAUGAAGAUUUCUUGGAACAUAAAAAGAAGAUCAUGGCAAGGAGGAAGGGAAGGAGAAGAGGUAGAUUACCGAAAGUCGAGAGGUUCCAAGAAUCACAGCUUGAUUUAGAUGUGGGGUCCCUUGCUUCAUGCAAAAACCUUAUGUUACACCGCAGGCCUGGAUUUGGCCAGCUGGGAACAAAGUGUUUAGUUAAAGCCAAUCACUUCCUUGCAGAGAUACCAGGGUCAGAUAUAUGUCAAUAUACUGUUAAAAUAAAGCCUGAGAUUACUUCUUCGAAAUUGAACAGAGCCAUCAUGACACAGUUGGUGAAACUUUAUAGAGAGACUGACUUAGGGAUGAGGCUUCCUGUUUAUGAUGGAGGAAGAAAUCUUUACACGGCCGGAUUGCUACCUUUUGCCUCAAAAGACUUUACCAUAGUAUUGAACGAUGAUUACAAGGGGACAGGCAAUGGAAGGGAACAACAGUUUAAGGUGACAGUCAGUUUUGUAGCACUAGCCAGUAUGCACCAAUUGCGUGAGCUUCUUGCAGGGAAAUCAGUUGAUACCCCUCAAGAGGCGCUUACCAUUAUUGAUAUUGUCUUGCGGCAACUGCCAGGCCAAAGGUAUAUAUCAGUUGGAAGGUUUCUAUAUUCUCCUGAUAUUAAGAAACCGCAGCAGCUUGGUGGUGGCUUAGAAUCAUGGAGAGGUUUCUACCAGAGUAUUAGACCUACUCAGAUGGGACUAUCCCUGAAUAUUGACAUGUCAUCUGCUGCAUUCAUUGAGCCACUCCCAGUCAUUGAUUUUGUUGCUCAGAUUUUGGAUAAAGAUGUGUUUUCAAGGCCCUUUUCAGAUGCAGAUCGUGUAAAGGUCAAGAAAGCCCUUAGAGGGGUCAAAGUUGAAGUUACACACAGAGGAAAUGUUAGAAGGAAAUAUCGAAUUUCAGGGUUGUCAUCACAGCCUACACGGGAGCUAAUUUUCCCAGUAGAUGAGCAAAGGAACAUGAAAUCUGUUGUUGAGUACUUUCAAGAGAUGUAUGGAUAUGUCAUUCGGUAUCCCCACCUACCUUGUCUUCAUGUGGGAAACCAGAAGAAGGUGAAGUACUUGCCAAUGGAGGCAUGCAAGAUAGUUAGCGGGCAGAGAUACACGAAAGGUCUGAAUGAGAAACAGAUUACUUCUCUGCUAAAAGUUUCAUGCCAAAGACCCCAGGAACAAGAAAUGGACAUCUUACAGACAGUUCACCAAAAUGAGUAUGAUCAGGAUCCCUAUGCAAAGGAGUUUGGCAUCAUUAUAGACAGCAAGCUUGCAUCUGUUGAGGCUCGGGUUCUUCCAGCUCCAUGGCUCAAGUAUAAUGAUAGUGGAAAGGAAACAGAAUACUUGCCUCAAGUUGGUCAAUGGAAUAUGAUGAACAAGAAAGUCGUAAAUGGAAGCACCAUCAGAUAUUGGGCUUGUAUCAACUUCUCACGAACUGUCCAAGAGAGCACUGCUCGUGGUUUUUGUCAACAGUUGGUUCGAAUGUGCAAAAUCUCUGGCAUGGAAUUUAACAUGGACCCUGUCAUUCCUAUAUAUUCAGCCAGACCAGAUCAGGUAAAGAAGGCCUUGAAAUACGUUUAUUGUGCCGCUACAAGCAAGCUUGAAGGAAAAGAGUUGGAGUUGCUUAUCGCCAUUCUUCCGGACAACAAUGGUUCUUUGUAUGGUGAACUGAAACGAAUCUGCGAAACAGAGCUAGGGUUGAUUUCGCAGUGCUGCCUUACAAAACAUGUCUUCAAGAGUAGCAGACAGUACCUGGCAAAUCUCUCUCUUAAAAUCAAUGUCAAGAUGGGAGGAAGGAAUACAGUGCUUCUAGAUGCUUUACAUUGGAGGAUUCCUUUAGUUAGCGACAUUCCAACAAUCAUUUUUGGAGCUGAUGUUACUCAUCCAGAAAAUGGAGAAGAUUCUUAUCCAUCUAUAGCUGCCGUUGUGGCCUCCCAAGAUUGGCCAGAAGUUACAAAGUAUGCAGGUUUGGUAUGUGCACAGCCUCAUCGAGAAGAACUUAUUCAAGACCUAUUCAAAACCUGGAAAGAUCCUCAACUUGGUACGGUUACUGGAGGCAUGAUCAGAGAGCUUCUACUUUCUUUUAAGAAUGCUACUGGACAGAAACCAUUGAGGAUCAUAUUUUACAGGGAUGGUAUCAGCGAGGGACAGUUCUACCAAGUCUUACUAUAUGAACUUGAUGCCAUUCGUAAGGCUUGUGCAUCAUUAGAACCUGGUUACCAACCUCCGGUAACAUUUAUUGUGGUUCAAAAGCGGCACCACACUAGACUUCUUGCAAGUAAUCACAACGAUAGAAGCAGCACCGACAUGAGUGGAAAUAUCUUACCCGGUACUGUGGUGGAUUCAAAAAUCUGCCAUCCAACUGAGUUCGACUUUUAUUUAUGUAGUCAUGCUGGAAUCCAGGGAACUAGUCGACCUGCUCAUUAUCAUGUUCUCUGGGAUGAGAACAAUUUUACUGCAGAUGAAAUCCAAUCUCUGACCAACAACCUGUGCUAUACGUAUGCUCGAUGCACUCGAUCUGUUUCUAUAGUGCCUCCUGCAUAUUAUGCACAUCUGGCAGCCUACAGAGCUCGAUUCUACAUGGAACCUGAGGUGCAUGAUCAUUCUAAAACACGUUCCCCACAGAAAACAAAUGGGUCAUUUGUCCGUCCCCUGCCAGCUUUGAAAGACAAGGUGAAGAAUGUGAUGUUUUACUGCUAGUUGGAGAGACUAGAAAGGUCAAUCACCGGAAAACAAACAUAAAGAAAUUGAAUUAAAGGGAAAUGCUUGUACAUGAAUUAUUAUGUGCUUUGUCUCUGUGUUUAUAUAAAAUUAUAUAUUCUAGAGAAAAUGUUGUGCCCUGAAAAUUUUGACAAUGCAUCCAACAAGGCAUUUAGCUUA